Messenger RNA from Ectocarpus siliculosus, 453 nucleotides. NCBI's taxonomy places the organism in Eukaryota, Phaeophyceae, Ectocarpales, Ectocarpaceae. The record is from the annotation of a GenBank genome assembly.
AUGGCGCUAAGCAGGGGGUCGCUGUUAACCGAGACCCGGACCGUACACACACUCAAACCCCUCCCGAGGUGCUUCAUCUGCCUGCAGCAGAUCGGGACCCUCAAUCCAGAAACGGAGGCCAGACGACGACAGUUCAGCCAGCUCAAGGGGGGGCCUGCGAGUGCGAGGACCAACUUCAGGGGGGGGCUCGGCGUGGGCAGCGGGGGGUACGAAGCAUCCGGUGGGGGGGGGCGAGGUAACGCGCGGGGGGGUGCUGCUGCUGCUGCGCUUGGCCAACAGGGGGCUCCGCAAGCCGCGUUGGAUAUAUGGUGGAGCUGGUGCAACGUGUGCAACCACGGUGGGCACAACGGGCACCUCGAAGAUUGGUUCGCCGAGCACGACACUUGCGGGGUCCGGGGCUGCGACUGCAAGUGCACCUCCCACGACUUCCCCAUCGUGUCCAAGAUAGCGUAG